UUUUAAAUUAAACGCUAUCUACGUUACCGAUGGGACCUCGCGAUUUUUUCAAAUUCCGAAAUCUAGUGGCGCUGCUGUUGUGGAGUCCCUUCUGACGCAUGCGCAAGAAAGCCAGGUUUCUUUCUCUACGUUUUGUCGAAGAAGCGACAUGUCGGCUCACAAGACGUUUAUAAUCAAGCGAAAGCUUGCCAAAAAGCUGAAGCAAAACAGACCCAUUCCACAGUGGGUUAGAAUGAGGACAGGAAACACCAUCAGAUACAACGCCAAGAGGCGUCACUGGAGGAGAACCAAGUUGAAGCUGUAAGCUGUCAACUACCUGGUACCUAUCAAUAUCAAUAUGUCAAUCUCCACCCCAUCGACUUGUUGAAUUCAAUAAAAAAACAAUAAAUCCAAA
Molecule: messenger RNA, 394 nt
Organism: Diachasmimorpha longicaudata
Lineage: Eukaryota; Metazoa; Arthropoda; Insecta; Hymenoptera; Braconidae
Gene: RpL39
Product: large ribosomal subunit protein eL39
Exons: 3
Coding region: 149-304 (51 amino acids)
Biological process (GO): translation
Cellular component (GO): cytosolic large ribosomal subunit; ribosome
Molecular function (GO): structural constituent of ribosome
Source: RefSeq, a predicted model, not a curated record